Elaeis guineensis (African oil palm) is the source of this 1582-nucleotide messenger RNA. Its product is annotated as elongator complex protein 4. Gene Ontology annotation, cellular component: transcription elongation factor complex; elongator holoenzyme complex; cytoplasm. Gene Ontology annotation, biological process: tRNA wobble uridine modification. NCBI's taxonomy places the organism in Eukaryota, Viridiplantae, Streptophyta, Magnoliopsida, Arecales, Arecaceae. The record is from RefSeq and is a predicted model, not a curated record.
UAAUGUUCACCCCCCCUCUGGGGAGCAGCGGGAUCGGUCUCGCUGCCUCUGGAGCCCAGACGGCGAACUCCGUUCUUGAGUAAAGCAAAAACACAAGGAAGAAGCCGCCGAGAAGGCAUGGCGACGGCCAAAGACCCCAAUCUCCGCCCCAUCCGAACCAGCAGUAGCUUCUCUCGCAAUCCCUCCGCCCCCUCCGUUGCCGCGCCCUCGCCUCCCGUUCCCGGCGUCAAGCCUGGCCCCAGCGGCGCCGCCUUCGUUUCCUCCGGCAUCCCGGACCUUGACAAGAUUCUUGGCGGAGGAUUCCUUCUGGGGUCAGUGGUGAUGGUGAUGGAGGACGCCGACGCGCCUCACCACCUCCUCCUCCUGAGGAACUUCAUGUCCCAGGGUAUUGUUCACCGCCAGCCGCUCCUCUUCGCCAGCCCUGCGAAAGAUCCGAGGGCGUUCCUCGGAACGUUGCCGUCCCCGGUCUCGUCUUCUAAGGAGGAGAGGCAACGAGCCCCGGGUCUCGAUCCUGAUGCAAAGGACAAAGAGAAGGGAUUGAGAAUUGCCUGGCAGUACAAGAAGUAUUUUGGGGAGCGGCAAGUUCCUGAACUUCACGAUAGAGGUAUAGAACAGGAUUUCUGCAGUGAUUUUGAUUUGCGGAAGCCCCUUGAAAGGCAAAUGUUUAGGGCACAACAAAUUGAUUGUAUAAGCAUUCAAGAUAGUGCAAAUCUUGCAGUUCUCCGUGAGCAUUGUUCCACUUUUCUAUCUAACCUUAGUAGGAAUGAUGGCGGCAAUGUUAAUGCUGGUCGUAUUGCAAUACAAUCCCUCUGUGCUCCACAAUGUGGAUACUCAGAAAUGGAUUGGGAUAUGGUUUCCUUUGUCAGAUCUUUGAGAGCAAUGAUACGAUCUUCUAAUGCAGUUGCUGUUAUAACUUUUCCAACAUCGGUUCUUUCCCCCUCCUUCUCCAAGAGAUGGCAACACUUGGCAGAUACGUUGCUCUCUGUUAGAGCAAUUCCAGAUGAAGAUAAGGAGUUGGCAAAACUCCUUACUGGUUAUCAAGACAUGGUUGGCCUUUUGCAUGUGCAUAAGGUGGCUCAGAUUAAUACUCAGGUUCCAGUGAUACUCGAGGCAACCACCUUCUCACUAAAGAUGCAAAAGCGAAGGUCUUUGAUAUUGGAACGUUUGAAUCAGGCUCCAGUAGAUGCUUCAAGCGGCACUUCAUAUGCAACAUCUGGUGGUUGUUCUGGGUCAUCGAAAGGUUCACCCCUUGAUUUUUAGUCUGCCACCUUAAAUUAGCAAUGGAUUUCUCUAUCGAGAAUCUCCAAGGUUAUUGCUAAACCAUAGCUGACAUCAAAGCCUUCUUUCACCGUGAUGUUGGCUAUGAAAGCUGUGGCUCUGGCCAGUCUUCUGGGGAAAUCAAUUUGAGAUGGAGAUAUGGCUCGUGGGUUUCAUUUGUAAACAUAUUUUGAUACUCUCUGACUGUUGAAUUGAUGCUUGUAGAAUUAGAAUGUGUGCAAACUUUAGAUGCUAGAGGAUGUUUGCAAGAAAAGUGCAUGCAAAUUGUUGUUAUCGUGUAAAUAUAUCGUGGAUUUAUGACUUA